CCGGAAGAUGAACAAAUAAGGAUUAUUCCUGGACAUUCUUGGCGGCGUCCCUCGGUCCCAGAAUAAGCACUGGGAAGCCUACAUCCUCGUCGCUUCUGCUUCUGCAGUGAGCCUGAGGGACGAGCCGACUAGAUUGUGAUGAUCACAACAGUGAAAUCUGUGACAGCGUCGGACCACCUGCCAUCUGGAGAAGUAGGACAAGCGACCAGAUGGCGCCUUCGGGUCGCUCGGUGCGAACACUAACCGCCCGCGGGAGAUAGGUAACGAUCGGGAACCGCUCGCGCAUUGAAUAUCAUUUUGGACGUUGUCGUAUAUGUUCGGAUGAUACACGCGAAACACAGGGAUUCACUUUGGUCGUGAUUCCACCGAGCAGGACGACUUAAUCCUCUGUGACGUGCCAGCGAGUCCGUGAACAAUGGUAGACAACCGCUACGCCACAGCGUUGGUCAUCGCCUGCGUGCUGAGCCUCCUGGCAACCGUGUAUCUGUCGGUCGCUAUCGGGACGCAGCACUGGUACCAGUACAGCAGCCCCGCGGUCCACGGAGAGGCCAACGUGUCUGACCUGCGCUCCAUGUAUGAGGAGUUCAUGGAAGGAGAGUUCGAUGAGAAGACUUACAGCGACACUUUGUUCCGACUCAACGGCACUGUGGGCCUGUGGUGGAGGUGUGUCCUUGUUCCUGCUGGUCCUCAGUGGUACAAAGAUGAAGAGUCCAAAAUGGUCUUGGAAUGCCGGAGCUUCACUCUACCUCAACAGCUGACUCCUAAGUACAAAGAGCCAGGUAACCAUAACAGCGGGGAGGACAUGCUGCGGACAUACCUGUGGCGGUGCCAGUUUCUUCUCCCACUGGCUUCUUUGGUACUGGUCGUCCUGGCAGGUUUGACUGGGUUCUGUGCUUGCCUCUGUGGAAGCCUCACCCCCACACUUGGCAUCGGAAUACUUCACUUACUGGCAGGUAUUUGUUCCUUAGCCACGGUGUGCUGCUACCUGGCAGGGACAGACCUGCUCCAUAGGGUCUCCAUGCUGCCAGAGAAGGUGGACGGCUCGCUGGGCUGGUCCCUCUAUUUGGCGCUCAUCUCCUCGCCCCUGCAUAUGAUGGCAGCCGCUCUAUUAAUGUGGGCAGCACGCAGCCACAGCCAGAACUAUUACAGGAUGACAGCCUACCGGGUGGCAUAGACCUGGCCACUCUGGUACCACAAUGCUUUCUGUUAUGGCCUCAGAGGAGGAGAAUUGUGGGUCAGUCUCCCCUAAAGGAUUAAAGUGUGUGUGUCCUCUAUAGCGACAACCCGGACCAGAUGUUUUUAAUCUAGCAAAGAUUGUGGAAUUAGAUUGAAGACGGUCUUUUGAGACAGUCGUUUACGCCUGAGUAGUUGGAACAGGGUGGUAUUUAUAACUAGGAUGAUUUUAGAAACCUUGAAAUGUAUUUUUCACUUUGAUGGCAACCUAGAUUCCUUUGUCAUGACAGAAUGUGCUUUACAUGUGUGUACUAUCUGUCAUCUAUGACACUAACCGUCGUGUUUUGGUGUUGGCGCCGCAGUUCCUGCCUUGAUUCUGGUCCUGCACUCACACAUCGAGCUGUGUGAACUCGAUUUUAAAGCUGUUCACUUCUGAUGAAAAGCUCUAAUCUAUGCAGUUGGUGACGUUGCAGUUUUUGGUGUCGAAAUGUGUUGAAAUCGUCCCAGAAUUUUCACCUUUCUUGGUUCAGGCUUCACCAUUGUUUGUUUUUCACGUCGCCAUGUUUGCAGAAAAAUGCUGUGGAGCUGUUUUAAAAAUACACACUGACAAGAGCGUGACAACUGACAGCUCUUUCUUUCAUCAAGGCUGAGCGAUCUUUGUUCAGACUUUCUGCGUCAGUGCCUCGUGAAGUGUUCUGGAAUCAGGCCCUGCUUUAAAGAGACCAGGAAAACUAUCAGAAUGGAUAAGAGUCUAACUAAUAUAUAAAAAAGAAACAACUGCAAGAAAGUGAGCUAAAAAAUAUUCAGACUGACGAUGAGUGUGUUACAUAAAACGUUGCCUUUAGACAAUCAUCAUUUGCUGUAUUUCUCCCACGAGUUGGUAACACACCCAGGUGAGUACAGACAAUCAUGCUCUUCACGGUGAUUCAUGGGUGAACAAUCAGAUGGUAGCCAUUGAUAGCUUGUUAUACACCUUGGUAAGUGCGUGAAACAAAGCCCUCCAGUCCAUACCAGCAAUUCUUGUCUUAUCUUUCCUCAUUGCACCAUCUAUUUAUAGGCCACAAGCACACUCAAUAAAAAUACUUUCCCUGUCGAAUAUUGAAACAGAUUUCGGUGGGUUAGGCCUCCAAACAUCAUUUCCUCCUGCUGAAGGACGGACCUUUUUCAGUACCUCCUUCAGAGUGACAACCGUAUUAUAGUUGUUGAAUAAGAUGGAUUUUUGAAGUUUCUGUUCAUCACGGCACACCUGAAAUACACUGCUUUGAACGACAUCAUAGGAAAGAAAUAGAUAUGAGGAAGAGAAUCGCGGACUUGCACUAAACUGGUUCAUCCGACAAAGGGAGCUUUAUAAUACACAUAAUGAAACCGGUCCUGGGCGCCUGCAUGGGCUGGGUCACCAGGAAGGUGAAUGGCUAUUGUCACAUUGGUAAAUACCUCACAUUUUGGAGAUGUACUGUGGUCGGGCGGAUUAAAAUUCCUGCACACUAUUGUGGUAACAUUAUUGUGGGAACAUACCCAUGUCAUUCAGUUUCAGUGCAAGACGAGGCAAACGUCUGACUGAUAAGCCUCGCUCUCAUCAUUCUGAAUGUUGGAAGUGAAUCUGACUCAUAGCACUAGAAGUGAAAUCCUGAAUUUAUUCAUUUCAUGUCAGACACCGCACAUUAAGGCUACACCAAUUGUAUGGCUUUUUAUGGCAUUGUAAGAUGUUUAUCACAUGGAGGAUUGAAAUGAAAGAAAAUGAGCCGGCAGUCAAAUAAGAUCAUGUUCAGAGUUUUAUUGCAAGGGUUUGAUCACAGCCUAGUUCAUAAGUGUGACAGUUAUAAUGCAUAAGAAGAAGGCUUUUGACUGACGUGCAGAGGUCGUGGAGACACACCGGAAGCACACCACUCUAUCAUUCCUGGUCUUCAGGGGACUGCGUAUUUAUUCGUCUACUCAGUGAGCCUGAGGACUCACUCUCAGUAUUAUUGUCUUUUCCACCAUCUGUGUUUUUGGUAUGGCUGUUAUUUAUUGCAAACUCAUUGAAAUGCUUUUUUUUUUUUUUUUCAGCAAAAUGAAAACAAUGUGAUUUGUGCACUCCUCCUAGUUUUCCUUCCUGGUGCUGUUUAAAUGUUACAAUGUCCUUAUUUAUUUAUUGUUCUGUUGAUGAAACACGCUUUUUGGAAGAAGAACUUCAAUCACCAAAUGACUUCAGGUCCUGUUACUGGCGUCAUGAAUGUACUCUGAAGGCCAUGUAAUAUGCUACUUUGCCCUGAUUUCUUACUCAUUCUUGAUGCCGCUGUGCUUGGCCCUUGUGAAUUUUCAUGUCGUUAAAAGCGCUGUAGAACCCUUGUGAUGAACCUUUCAACCUUCAGUGAAUGUGUAUUUAAAAGCUGUGGCAGUUGGUGUGCAGGGAAUAUGAACAUUCUCAGUUGUCAUCUCAAUAAAAGCCCUUUGCAAUGGGUUUCACGCAACUGGAUUCAUGGUGUCACAAGUUAUUCACUGUUUUCUCUCAGUUCCCAUCUUCUUCCUCUCCCUCCUCCUCCUCCUCCUCCUCCUCCUCCUCCUCCUCGUCCUCCACCUCAUCCUCAUCCUCCUCCUCCUCCCACUGCUCCUCUCCUCUUUUUUCAGAAGCAAAAUGUUGUUUGGUAUGUUGCUCCUGCUGCUGCACCUGCAGUGGGGGGAUCACCACACACCUCUUUCUGGCCAGGGAGAGAGCUAUGCCCUUCUCAUAAUAUGCACAUUCAUUGAUGAAGAAGGGAUAAAGAGAUUCAGUCCCUUUGUAGCUCAGGGUUUCACCUGAGAAGGCCUGGAAGAGGGGGUCGUCAGGCUUCAGGAGGCAAAAGUCCCGGUCCUGCCAGAGAGACACAAUGAUGGGCAAUUCAUCAUCACACUGGGACUUCUGUCAAGGGCUGACGGUUCAGAUAUACACACAUAGUCUGCGGGAAUCAAAGUGAAAAUAUUACUCCUCUUCCAUUCCGUCACACUGCCCAUGAACCUCAUAAGCCGAGUGCCUCCAGGUCCAACAUUCUGCAUCCAACAUGUCCCCUGUCUCACCUCUCCACAUGCCCAGACCCUCUGUGUCUGGCCUUCCUAACUUCUGUCUCCAAACCUCUACGUGAGCUGUUCCUCUGAUAUGCCUAAUCUUGUCCUUCCUAGUUGCUCCUAAAGCAACUGGAAAACACAGUUACCGAGUACUACAAGUGCAGCCCAGAAUUCACGUGUCAGUCACAAUUGAAUAUUUGUAUUUUUUUAUUUUUUAUUUGCAAACAUGAAUUCAUAACUUGCUUUAUGUUGUGAUGUUGUAGUUGAGACCACCUAACAUUCCAAGACCAAGACUUUGAGGGGGUGAGACCCAGUCCAAGAAAAAGACUAACCUGACCACACGUCUGUUUGCCAAUGUAAGUUCAUUGGAACACCACCAAAACAGAAUCUGCAUUUCCCUCCAGAACUGAUGGUUUUAUUGAACCAUAUUUGUCUGUUUUACAGGCCCCUAAUUCACUGCCUGCAUGACUGUCAGAGGUCAUUAUUGAUGACGGUGAUGUUGCAUUUUGAGCCAGCUUGUCAGUCAAUGAAUGGUUGCGAAAACAAAGGAAAUAAUUUGU
This is a messenger RNA of Synchiropus splendidus (mandarinfish), 4754 nucleotides long. RefSeq names its product claudin domain-containing protein 1-like. The record is from RefSeq and is a predicted model, not a curated record. Gene Ontology annotation, cellular component: membrane. The transcript is spliced from 4 exons. Lineage: Eukaryota; Metazoa; Chordata; Actinopteri; Syngnathiformes; Callionymidae. The coding region runs from base 416 to 1174 and encodes 252 amino acids.